AUGUCCGCUCUUCAUGGAUCACCUGUCGUUCGUAACACAAAUGACUAUCUUUUCUGUUUGCUUCCUGGGGCUCAGGAGGCAUCUGUUCGGGUCUUUUCUUUGAGCGAUCCCGCAAUCCCACACUUUUCCCAGUCUCUCGGGACCUUCACUAUCGGUGACAUGGGCCGCACAUCAUGCUGUUUUGUCCAUGGUCAAAAUUUCUACUACAUCCGUCGGAUCUUUGACGCACGCGAGCGUAAUACGAUUUUUUAUCAUGGGGUUCGCAUUUUCAUUGAUGAUAACCACGUGCGCUCAGAGACUCUGCACCUGAAUGAGGUCGACUGCGGACAAGACCGGCCGGAGUUUGCCGAGCUGUCCAUUCGCGCAAGUCCAGAGCAGGGCAAAUUCACACUCUUCGACAUAGUAUACUUGCCAAGCAAGAACAUAGGACUCGACCCUCGAACUGAAUGGAGAUGCUUCUCACAGACUAUGCCUUUAACAACUGACCGCCGAUCUACGCUGCAAGAGCGAAAGGGAUACGGCAUCGGCAUCAGUCUUUGA
Penicillium samsonianum is the source of this 540-nucleotide messenger RNA. RefSeq lists its product as uncharacterized. Lineage: Eukaryota; Fungi; Ascomycota; Eurotiomycetes; Eurotiales; Aspergillaceae. Bases 1 to 540 code for a protein of 179 amino acids. The transcript is spliced from 2 exons. The record is from RefSeq and is a predicted model, not a curated record.